AUGAUUUAUUGUGCCUCGCCGGGUUCGUUCGCCGUAUUAGAUCAUGUCGCGUGGCUAGCCUCUGAGUGUCAUCGUAAGAAUAUUUUUUGUGCUCUUGUCUGCACGAAUAUGUGGGCUGGUAGAAAUCGGGAAGACAUCGUCAAUGAGUUCUGUAGACUUCUGAAUACUGUUCAUCCAGACAUCCAGCGAAAGAAAGAAGAUAAUAUCAUUUAUUACAAUCGUGUCGCUCUGGUGGCGAUGGUCAAUAGCAAAGAGUACGUUGAUAAAGGCUUUGGUGUUACUAAACCCCCCGCCGGUAUCGAGGAACUGAUUUUUGGCAUCGCUAAAUGUCUCGAUCGAGAUCAUAUGUUUGCAUGGUUUCGAACCGUUUCUCAAAAUCCAUCUUAG
Molecule: messenger RNA, 387 nt
Organism: Didymodactylos carnosus
Lineage: Eukaryota; Metazoa; Rotifera; Eurotatoria; Philodinida; Philodinidae
Source: the annotation of a GenBank genome assembly